AUGCGCAACUCCUCAACGGGCAUUACCGUACAAAUACGACCCAACGAGUUAACGCCAGCUAAAGGAGCGAAAGAACCCCAACCCAUCCUUUACUCCAAAUACUCGAUGCCGGGCGAGACGCAGAUGCGAAGACGUUCAUUUUGGUCGUUGAUGCUUGGAAAAAGCAGACCGAAAGAAGACUUGAAAGGCCCGCAAACAAGCGCCUCGGUCUCCCAUGCGUUAAUUGUCAUCUUUCUCGAAUAUUUCGCAUGGGGAUUGCUGACGGUCCCGGUGAUCAAUGUGCUCGCCGAGACUUUUCCGGCCAAUAAAUUCCUGAUGAAUGGAUUGGUACUUGGAAUCAAGGGCAUUCUUUCCUUCUUGUCAGCGCCACUGGUUGGUGCGCUUUCGGAUGUUUGGGGAAGGAAGAUUUUCUUGAUAUUGACGGUCUUCUGCACGUGCAUGCCGAUCCCUUGUCUGAAGAUCAGUCCAUGGUGGUACUUCUCGCUUUUCUCCAUAUCUGGUCUCUUCUCGGUGACUUUUUCCGUGGUCUUGGCCUACGUGGCCGAUAUCACCGAAAAACACGACCGAAGUGCAGCGUAUGGUCUUGUAUCUGCCACAUUCGCUGCUUCACUUGUGACAUCACCGGCACUUGGGGCUUACUUGUCGGAGCGUUACGGGGAUGGUGCCGUGGUGUUGUUGGCGACUGUUGUUGCUGUCUUGGACGUGUUGUUCAUCAUGGUUUUCGUGCCGGAAUCGCUGCCCACCAAGAAAAUCCCGACGGAGGCGUUUAGCUGGCAGAUCGCCGACCCAUUUGCAUCAUUGAGGAUUGUUUGGGACGAUAAGCUGGUGCUGCAAUUGGCAACGAUCGUCUUCCUUUCCUAUUUGCCCGAAUCCGGCCAAUUCAGCUGCUUCUUUGUCUACUUGAAAUUGAUUGUCGGCUUUUCAUCCGAGGCCGUCUCCGCCUUCAUUGGAUUGGUCGGAAUCUUGUCAGUUGUCGCCCAGACCGGCGUGCUACUGGUGCUCACAAAUUGGUUGGGCACGAAGCAUACGAUCACCCUCGGGCUCGUCUUCCAGUUGGCGCAGCUGUUGUGGUAUGGGCUCGGGACUCAAUAUUGGAUGAUGUGGGCCGCCGGAAUUCUAGCCGCCAUGUCCUCAAUCACUUACCCUUCAAUAUCGGCUUUCGUGUCGAUUCUUUCUGACAAGGAUCGCCAGGGAACUGUCCAGGGCGUCAUCACCGGGAUUCGCGGUCUUUGCCAAGGUUUUGGCCCCGCGCUGUUUGGAUUCAUAUUUUACCUAUUUGACGUGGAUCUGAAUGAGGACGGUGACGGCACUGGACACCUUGGGGUUGGCCCUCAAUUCCCGGUACCAAAUAUUCACCGGUUACCCUUUGAUUCGAAGGAAAAGGUCCUGACGCCAAGGCGAAACGAAACGGUACCGUUGGACAAGCCGGCCUUUGAUUGGCAACUCAUCCCGGGUCCUCCAUUCGUCGUCGGCGCAAUGCUCGUGCUACUUGCGUUGUUGAUAAACUCGGCGCUCCCAAAGCUCCCGACCGGUAUCCUCGAUUUCUCACACAACACCUCAGAAAUU
This is a messenger RNA of Mesorhabditis spiculigera, 1566 nucleotides long. The record is from the annotation of a GenBank genome assembly. Lineage: Eukaryota; Metazoa; Nematoda; Chromadorea; Rhabditida; Rhabditidae.